Sceloporus undulatus (fence lizard) is the source of this 2851-nucleotide messenger RNA. It is a transcript of the gene NADK2, whose product is annotated as NAD kinase 2, mitochondrial. The record is from RefSeq and is a predicted model, not a curated record. Gene Ontology annotation, biological process: NAD+ metabolic process; NADP+ biosynthetic process. Gene Ontology annotation, cellular component: mitochondrion. Bases 166 to 1587 code for a protein of 473 amino acids. Gene Ontology annotation, molecular function: NAD+ kinase activity. Lineage: Eukaryota; Metazoa; Chordata; Lepidosauria; Squamata; Phrynosomatidae. The transcript has 13 exons.
CCUGGUUGAGGUGGAUGCGCGCGCGCUUGUGUGUGUGUGUGUGUCAAAGUGCGCGUGCGCGUGAGCGAAGGGGGCGUGGCGGGAGAGCGCGACCGUUAGGGCUCCAGACCUGAGUGCGACGGCGUCAGCUCCUCAGUCCCUUGGUCGCCUUCACCUCGGAAGGCCAUGACCUGCCUGCCGUCCUACUUGAGCGGCGGCGGGGGCGCCGGGAACGCCUGCGCCGCCCUCCGCGCCCUGCUCAAAUCCUCGCGGCGGCACCACCAGCCGUCGCCGCCUCCGCCGCCUCCUCGCCCUCCGCGGCCCCUGAUCCUGAGCCCCCGCAGGUUGCGCUUGGCGUCGGGCCGAGGGGCUCCUCCUUCUUCGCCUUCGCCGCCGCCCGCUCUCCCUCCCGCGGCGCCUCUGAGCUCCUCCGCCUCGUGUCCGCGGGGCGAGGGCGGCGUGGCCGGGGGCUUCCGCCCCUCGCGGGUGGUGGUGGUGGCCAAGACGACCCGCUACGAGUUCGAGCAGCAGCGGUACCGGUGCGCGGGGCUCUCCGAGGAGGACCUCAAGCAGCUGCUUGCAUUAAAGGGCUCUAAUUACAGUGGACUACUAGAACGACAUCGGAUUCAUACAAAAAACGUAGACCAUGUUGUAGAUAGUUUAAGGAAUGAAAAGAUUGAGGUUCGACUUGUGAAGCGCAGAGAAUAUGACGAAGAAACUGUUCGAUGGGCAGAUGCUAUUGUAGCAGCAGGAGGUGAUGGUACAAUGCUCCUGGCAGCCAGUAAAGUUUUUGACCAAUUAAAACCUGUUAUUGGAAUAAACACAGACCCGGAUAGAUCUGAAGGCCAUUUGUGCUUACCUGUACGAUAUACACACUCAUUUCCAGAUGCUAUACAGAAACUUUGUCGUGGUGAAUUCAGAUGGCAGUGGCGGCAGCGAAUCCGGCUAUACCUUGAAGGAACUGGUAUUAACCCUAUCCCUGUUGACUUGCAUGAACAACAGUUCAGUCAAGAACAGCAUAGCAGAGCCCAUGUUAAUGAACGAUUUCAGGAUCAAAGGGCUCACAUUUCUGAACCACACCUCUUGCCUGUGAGAUCUUUAAACGAAGUCUUUAUUGGGGAAUCUCUCUCAUCUAGGGUGAACUAUAAGUCCUGCAAACCCAGUUUUAAAUUCUCCCUUCGUAGGGCCUCUUACUAUGAAAUAUCAGUUGAUGAUGGUCCUUGGGAGAAACAAAAGAGCUCAGGUCUCAAUAUAUGUACUGGAACUGGAUCAAAGGCAUGGUCUUUUAAUAUCAACAAAGUAGCAAGUCAGGCUGUGGAAGAAAUCCUUAAGAUUGCUAAAAGUUAUGACAGUUUAAAUCUUCCAUUGAGCAAGGAAUUAGUACAAAAAGUAACAAAUGGAUAUAAUGAAUCACUGCAGUAUAGUCCAGAGGAACCAAAGAUGCUUUUUAGUGUACGAGAACCUAUUGCAAACCGUGUUUUUUCAAGUAGCCGGCAGCGGGGCUUUGCUUCAAAGAAGGAGAUAAUUGAGCUCAAAGAAGGUUCUGCUCUUGUGAACCAAAAAAAGUUUGCAUCCGGUCUCGUUGUUGGGAUGCCUGUAUGGUGGUAGAUGGAGGAACUUCAUUUGAAUUUAAUGAUGGAGCAAUAGCAUCAAUAUUGAUCAAUACAGAAGAUGCACUGCGUACUAUUUUGCUAGAAGAAUGAAGAAACAGCUGGAAGCACUCAAUAUUCAAAUCACAAAGAAGGGAUAUACUACACCAUUUCAGAUGAACAUCGCUCUUCUGUAUUGACAAGUGUUUGGGAAACAAGAUUGAAAUGGUUUUUCAUUCCUUUUGGCUGAGAAAUUUUUGGGAAAUCAAUGUUUGUCAUUUAUUUUAUAAUAGCAAAGAUAGGUUGAACAUUUCCAUCUCAAGCCAACAAUGUCAUGACUAUCUAAAAUCUUAAAGUGCAGGUAAAACUAAGUAAAGUAAAACUAAGAUAAAGGGUCAAACAAGCUGAUACUGAUAUUAAACUGAGCAUUUCUAUGGCAUCUGUCUAACACCAGUUAAGCAAAAUAAUUGUUUUCAGUAUAUGAUGACAGUUCCAAAAAGCAAAUGUUAAAGGAUAAUUAACUUUAAGAAGCUAGGUAUGUGUUCAAUUUACAGCCCAAGAAUUUGAAGGUUUUUUUGUAUACAUGAGGAUUUUUACUCUCUGAUUUGUCAUAUUUGAAAUGCACUUCAUUACCCUAGUUUUUCUAAUCUAAUAAUCAUUGACUGCCAGGAGUAUUUAGUUUCUAAACUCUUUCUCCUUCAAUUUGAGUAAUACAGUGCCUAUCUUCUCUGGCAACUCACUUAAGAUUAUCACUUGUUCUUCAUUACCUUUUGGCUGUUUUUUUUUUAAAUAUUAGACUAAACUGGCUUCUGAAAAAUAUUUUUUUAGUAAAUUCCCUCUAUUUUUUUCUGCAGAAAAUGUGUACAGCAAUUAUCUUUGGCAAAAUGUUGCAUACUUAGACAUCAGGAAUUUCUUUUGUUUAAUUAAGUCUUGAUCCAGAAAAAAAAGGCCGUUCUCAGUACUAUGCUGAGGGCCUGCCAUCAGGAUACCAACUGGUGCUGAAAAGAUGCAGUUGAGUGUUGGGCCAGAUUACAUUGCCACAUAAGUGUGGAAAUCCCAUCUCCAGCCUAAAAAGGCAGAAGCAAGGUUUCUGCCAAGCUGAGACAGAUCAUAACUAGUGAAAGUGCGCAAAACCAUUCCUUUUGAAGUUUCAAAUGUGGAGGACAAUGUGUGCUGUAUUAAAGAGGUCUAAAAGGAGUUUAAUCUACACUUUCAAAGGGAGAUAUUCAGUUAUCUUGAAAUGCACUCAUUUGUCAAUGAAAUCUGUUUAGAAUGUUUUUUUU